AGAGGGAGACAGGGGCCUCUGUCAGCAAAAGGGAGUGUGUUUGUGUGUGUGUAUGUGUGUGUGUGCGAGAGAGAGAGAGAACGCAGGAGAGAACCAGAGUGGGACGGCCAGUGCUGUGCAGAGAACGGGGAACUUAACUCGUGUGUGUGUGUGUGAGUGAGUGAGUGAGUGAGCGAGCGAGUGUGUGUGUAGGAAAGUUAACCGCUCAGGAUAUUCUCGGCCGCCCGAGCCCCAGUGACCUGCCUGCCCGGUUACAGAGAAGGUGCCCCUGAACAGGAGCAGCAGCAGCAGCAGCAGGAGGAGGAGGAGGAGGAGGAUGAGGCAGGGCUGCAGACGCUGGUCAGUCUCGUAGCGUGAAGUUGCAAGGGGUGGUGGUUUGGGAUUAAAAGCCUGACAACAGAGGCACGGCGCUCGAGACCAGCUGGCUGGAAAGCACUGCAGCACACAAGGAGAACAUAUGUCCUCUACAGCCUCACAGCAGCAGGCCAGGUCAGCUGAGGAGGAGGAGGAGGAGGAGGACGAGGACGAGGAGGAGGAACAAGGCGAGAAGUUUGAGUUUGAGGAUAGCGAUGAAGAAGACCAGGGGAGCUCUGUAGUAUUGGCUCCAGGGAGUAACGCACCUCCUAGCACAAUGAAAGGAGACGCAGGCACUCUCAAGGACAACGUAGCUGGUGCAGCAGUGGUGGAACCUCACCAGCCAGAGGCCGAGACUGACAAAUGUUCAGCAGUGAAGUCAAUCCAGGAAAUAACCGCAGCAGCCUCUAUGGCCCAGGAGAGCACCAGUUCUCAGGGUGAAACCUGCACCCCUCAAACAGAUGUGAUUGCUGUAGAGAGACAAACACGAGACCCGUCUCACACGGGCCCCAGUGCUGCAGGGCUCUCGGUGGGAGAGGAGCUCCACGUUACCACUGGUGAAGAGGCUGGAUCCUCACAGACGCUGCCUGGAGUGGGGGGCCUCGUCCGGGACACCACUGCGCAGGGGAGGCACACAGAGCAAGAGGCAGCUGAAGGUGAGGCUGGUUUGGAGGGAGAUGAGGUCAUCUAUGACGACGUGCCCUGUGAACAGACUCUCUCCGAGGAGGAAGGUGAUAUGAUUUAUGAGGACGUCCAAAGGGAGGGGAGCCUGCAGGGACCAAACGGCUGGAGCUCCAGUGAGUUUGAGAGCUACGACGAGCAGUCGGACCCCGAGAGCAGGGCACCCGCCCGCAGCAAGCUUACCCCUGACGUGCGUCGGCUGCGGGAGCGCUGCGCCAGGACCAGGAGGGAGCUAGCCUCCAGGCUGGGGGGGAAACACAACUAUGACACGAAGGUGCAGCAGCUGAUGAGAGCAGCACGGAGCGGGACCAAAGAUGGUCUGGAGAAGACCAAAAUAGCCGUCAUGAGGAGAGUCUCCUUCCUGCACCGGAAGGACCGCUCGGAGGAUGCUGAAGAUGAUGCGGGAUACUUGGAUGUAACCGUGUCAGAGGCGAAGCAUCCUCCUCCACAACUGGGGCCCAUGCCAGAUGGACUUACCAGCCACCAGAUCGUCCGCCGCCACAUCCUCGGCUCAAUCGUCCAGAGCGAGAGAAGCUACCUGGAGUCCCUGAAGAGAAUCCUUCAGGAGUACCAACGCCCCCUGCUGGAGGCCGAGCCCCGCAUCCUGAGCCCACGCAAGAUCCGGCCCAUCUUCUACCGGCUGCGCGAGAUCACCCAGUGCCACUCCAUGUUCCAGAUCGCCCUGGCUUCCCGCGUGGCGGAGUGGGAUACCUGCGAGAUGAUUGGUGACCUCUUCGUUGCCUCCUUCUCCAAGUCCAUGGUGCUGGACGUGUACAGCGACUAUGUGAACAACUUCACCAAUGCCAUGGCUCUCAUCAAGAAGGCCUGCAUGUCCAAACCUGCCUUUCUGGAGUUCCUUAAGAGGAAACAGGCCUCCAGCACCGACCGCAUCACCCUGUAUGGCCUGAUGGUGAAGCCCAUUCAGCGCUUCCCUCAGUUCAUCCUCCUGCUGCAGGACAUGCUGAAGAAUACCCCAAAGGGUCAUGUGGACCGGCUGCCUCUGCAGUUGGCUCUGACGGAGCUGGAGACGCUAGCGGAGAAGCUGAAUGAGCAGAAGCGUGUGGCCGACCAGAUCACUGAGACCCAGCAGCUAGCACGCAGCAUCAGCGAUCGCUCCCUCAGCAAGGGGCUGAAUGCAGAGCAGAGCUUGCUGAUCCUGUGUGAGACGUUGGUGGAGACUGUGUAUGGGGAGAGGGGACAGGUCCUCAAGUCCAGAGAACGCAAGGUCUUCCUCUUCAGCGACAAGCUCAUAUGUGCCAACAUCAAUGUCAAGGGGCCCCCUGACAUCAGCAGUCUGGUGCCCGUUGGUCCCAAGUACACCAUGAAGUGGAGCGCCCCCCUGCUGCAGGUGCAGGUGGUGGAGGUGGGGCAGGAGUGCUCCCAGGACACCCUCUUCCAGCCCAGCGGGGCCAAGCGUGCGGGAAGCGUCAGCACCACAGGGAAGGUUGUACUGGGACCUCCAAAGCUGUACCAGGAGCUUCAGGAGCUGCAACAUGACCUGGCUGUGGUGGAAGAGGUCACACUGCUGGUGGGCACGCUGCAGGGAACAUAUCAGAACUUGAACACGACCGUAGCUCAGGACUGGUGCCUGGCACUUCAGAGGCUCAUCCGCAUCAAAGAGGACCAGAUCCAGAGUGCCAACAAAUGCCGCCUCCGUCUGCAGGUGCCUGGCCGGCCUGACAAGUCAGGUCGGCCCGUCAGCUUCAUGGUGGUGCUCAACACUCCCAGCCCUCUCAGCAAGAUCUCCUGGGUGAACCGGCUCCAUUUGGCUAAGAUAGCACAAAGGGAGGAAAACACUCUUGGCUGGCACUGCGAAGAGGAUGACGAAAGAAGCCGGGCUCCCUUCUGGUGCCCGCUCCUGGCCUGCCGCGUUCCCGUCUUCCCCGUCAAAGCUCCGGAGCGCAGGCUGGAAGGUGCUCUUCACAAUCCAGUGCAGUGCGCUCUGCUGGGUUUCUCUGCAGCCAGUACCUCCCUUCCCCAGGGCUACCUUUGGGUUGCCAGUGGUGGUGACUCAAGUCAGGGCCAGGUGGACGUCUUCUCCCUGAUCCGGCCCACGCCACGUGCUGUGAAGAGCUUUCAGGUGGGCGCACCGGUCCUGUGUCUGGAGUACGUGCCCGAGCCAGCCCCGUUGGAGGAGGGGGACACCGGGGACCAGAGGAGCCCAGUGGGCAUGGGCAACACCAUCUGUGCCGGGCUGGAUGACGGCAGCAUCUUGGUAUACGGAAGCGUGGACACGGCUGCCCAGUGUCUCCUGACCUUCCGGAACCCUGUGGGCUGCCCUGUUCUCUGCCUCAAGCACUCGGCCAACUUCCUGUUCGCUGGACUGAGGGACGGCACCGUGCUGGUGUACCAGCGCCUUAAUGGAGGUGAUUUAUGGGAUCCUACGUCUUGCAGGAAAGUGACCGUAGGACCAGACCCUGUGAGAACUCUGCUGGCUCUGGAGGACUGUGUUUGGGCCAGCUGUGGCAACUCUGUAUCUGUGAUCGAUUACUCUACCCUGACUACUAAGAGAGUGGAGGUUCACCAGGACCCGAUGGUCAGCGUAGCCCACAUGGUGCGAGCGGGAGGCGGUGUGUGGAUGGCCUUCUCCGAGGGGUCCUCCAUCCGCCUGUUUCACACAGAGACCCUGGAGCACCUGCAGGAGAUCAACAUCUCGACUCGCUCAGGCUUCCACCACCCAAGUCAGAGGAGUAUGCGUGUCACCAGUCUUCUCGUAUGCCAGGGACUGCUGUGGGUUGGCACGGCCUCUGGCAUCAUCAUUACACUACCAGUGCCCAAACUGGAGGGCAUCCCUAAAAUAACAGGUAAGGGAAUGACGUCUCUGAAUGCCCACUGUGGGCCAGUGGACUUCCUGGUGGCCACGUCCAGCACUUUGUCCCCAGACCUGCUGAAGAGGGACUCGGUGUGUGACGGUCCAGACUCGGCCUUCGGCGGGGAGGACCGCAGCGACUCCUCCUCCCAGGAGUCCUUGCAGCAGCUGGGCGGUCAGCCGUCGCCGUCGCCACAUGCCGACCCGAGCAAGUCCAAGGGCCGGGGUGUGCUGCUGCAGUACCGUGUGCGCUCCACGUCCGGCUUGCCGGGCCGACCGCUGACAGCGCGUACCGACGAGGCAUCUGACUCGUCGCUGGAGUCGCUAGAGCACAGCCUGGAAGACGGCUCUAUCUACGAGCUCAGCGACGACCCGGACAUGUGGGUGAGGGGCCGCCCCUGCGAGAGGGAUGGCGCCCGCAGGGACAGAGUGACUUCGGUGGCCGUCAUCUCAGGUGGCAGGGGCCUGAGGCGGCUGCGGGAGGGAGAGGCUGUGGCGCGUGGAGAGGAGUCGCCCGACAGUAGCCUGAUGAUCUGGCAGCUGCCUCUAACUGUCUGAGUAGUGGCGACAUCCUUGUACAUGACUUAGCGUGCCGUAUAAGUCUGCUGCUGGUCUCGGCAUGGGCUUAGACAUUCUAAUGCUUGACAUGACUAAGAAAGGUACAGAAAUGUGAGGUGGAGAAUGUGUCAUGAGUCAUCAUCAAUUUUUCCUUUGCUUUGUUUUGGUCCUUGCUCACGCACAGCAUUGGGACCUUACUGUGUGUUGAAACCUGCGGCUUUUCUCUGAGGAGCCAGACAGCAUGGUCUGGAGGUUUCUACCUGCCUCACUUCAGGAAGAUGAGUGGCAUUUUGUGUAAUUUGUACCCUUUUUUUCCCAUCCUGCGCAGAUGUACUUUCAGACAGUCCGAGGCUUCUUUUUUCAGGUCCUGUCCGAGAGCACAACCACUGAGUCCAUUCCUCAGUCUCGUACUUCCCUGACCUCUUCACAGGCUCAAAUCCAGCUCUGUCCACUGCUCAAACACAACACUCUCCAGCGGGCUUAGCCAAAUAAUGCCACUGAUUCCUCAAUAAGUACUUUUGUUCGGACAUCAUCUCACUGCAGUGUCGCUAAAGGAUAUGUUGCACAGUACAUUUCUAGCAAAACAGAUGGGAUAGGGGGGAUUUUGAGAGAGGUCUCUGUUAAGUUACUGAAUAAUUGCUCACUUCACACUACCUGUAAUGUGAACACAAAUAUUAUUUUCUGUCUUGGUUACAGCACUGUUUAUGUAAAAGAGCAGUGUCAUAUAUUUUUUUCUUUCAAAAAAUGAAACAAACUACCCAAGACCCCUUUAAAAAUGGUUAUUUAAACAUACUGAGCCUGUGUGCACACUCUCACCCACCUCUCUGUGUACCUGGCAACGCAGUGUUUUAGUGCGGCCAGUUUGCAUCAAUGAAUGUUCAAACAGCUCUGAGCAUUGCAUUGAUGUACGGGGAGGGGGGAGCCCAGCUGAAUUAAGUACAGACACUUCCUCAUGCGCAUGCCAUUAGUGCCUAUGUGGUGAGGAGAGAAGAGAGCCAUUAGUGCAGUAGGAAGCACAGAUGAGACAGCAGUUUUGAUCAUCCCCACGAGUCUGACAAGGACUCAUUUAACAUCAGAGUGGUGUUUCUCUGUCAGCGUAGCUCUCAUUUCGCUCCCCAUCUCUCUCUCUCUCUCUCUCUCUUUUUUUUCUCUUUCUCUUUUCUUCUCUUUCUCCCUGUCGCUCUCUCCCAAUCAGUCUGGGUCAUCCCUCUCUCUGGAGCCUCCAUUGAGAUGGGACCAAUGGGUGAUAGUGUCAGGGAUUUUGUUUAAGUUUAUGAAAUAUAUGAAGAAAUGAAUGAAGCUAUAUUUGUAUAGAGUGCAUUCAUGAUGAUAAUGAUGAGGAAGGGGUAUUUUGUCUGACUGAAAACACUUGAAAGAAAACAUUUCUCAUUCUAUUCUUUCGAAGACUCGAUAUUAAAUUAUAAGACACUUUUUCCCUCAAGAUUUCAUAGUGCGUUAUGAAUGCACUUUCAAAUUAUCUUGGAUCCAAAAGAGAUGAGAGGUUUCAAGGAAAGAAUAUGAAAAUUGCCAGUGGCCUGAAAUGACUCAUUUUGUGGCGAGGACAGACAUCUUAAUACACAACUAGAUAAGAGAAGUCAGAGGCUCAAAUAAAGGGAUCUUGCUUUUCUGUCAAGCAAAAUUGCAUUACUUCUGACUGGAAGUUUUACUAGACUGUAGUUGGGCAGAAUUGGAUUUGAAUCACUUGUAAUUAUGGGUAUCCAUGUUAUAGGGAGUGACCAAUGGUGUCCUGAAAGUUUUUAAUCGCUGUUGUUCUACGGCGCAGGUGAGGUCAUGCGCGAGGUUAACAACUUUUUCAUAUUAUAAUCUGUUUUGUUUUAGUAGCCGUACUAAAUGUACUCCCUCAUAACUUCAUGGACAUGAUGGCUCAUCUCUCGGAGCAUUUUUGACAUUGUUGAAAGAUAGAAGUCCUUGUACUGUAAGCCAUUGCUGUCUUAAUAUGUGUCAAUAAGUCUUAGCCAGUGUUUUAAGCUUUUUGUAUUCUGCAUACAAAAUCGAUUGAGCGUAUUCAAAAAAACUGCAGUGAAUAACAGUAACAAAUGGACUGAACUUGUGAAAAUGCCUGACCUAUAAAUAAGAUAUGACUGAUGCUGGUGAGGCAGGGUUGUAUUUAACUGUUGGACUCCUCAUUGCACUUGACAGUACUUGGUUAGGGUCUGUGAUCUUACAUUGUGCUGUUUUCAUUUGUUUCAUUUUAUAGUUGCACUGUUACUAAAAUAAACACUUACCGUUGACUCAUAAA
Messenger RNA from Clupea harengus (Atlantic herring), 6662 nucleotides. It is a transcript of the gene arhgef10la, whose product is annotated as Rho guanine nucleotide exchange factor (GEF) 10-like a. Gene Ontology annotation, cellular component: cytosol. Bases 458 to 4402 code for a protein of 1314 amino acids. The transcript is spliced from 27 exons. The record is from RefSeq and is a predicted model, not a curated record. NCBI's taxonomy places the organism in Eukaryota, Metazoa, Chordata, Actinopteri, Clupeiformes, Clupeidae. Gene Ontology annotation, molecular function: protein binding; guanyl-nucleotide exchange factor activity. Gene Ontology annotation, biological process: positive regulation of stress fiber assembly; SREBP signaling pathway; actin cytoskeleton organization.